Molecule: messenger RNA, 325 nt
Organism: Meloidogyne enterolobii
Lineage: Eukaryota; Metazoa; Nematoda; Chromadorea; Rhabditida; Meloidogynidae
Source: the annotation of a GenBank genome assembly
AAUGACUCGUAGUGUAAAUAUUUUUAUUAUUUUAUUUAUUACAUUAAUUAUUGGAAUAUGCACGGAGGCAAAAAUCCGUAAACAAUUUAUUGACUCUCCACAGGAACCACAGGCUAAAUCGGUUGAUGUAAAUUUACAUGGCACAGAACAAAUCAAAAUUCAAAAGCCAAAAAGUUUAAAAGCAAUGGUUGAUUAUGGACUUUGCAAACAAGAAUGUAAACGAAAACGAGACCAAGAAUCUACUGGACAGUAUGCGCAAUGGCUUAGGGAGGAGCUUAAAUUUGCUGAAGAACAAUUACGAACUCAAGAAAAUCAACAACCUUGA